AUGGAUGAUGUACCGAUCGAGGAGCCAAAGCUGGCUCAGUGUACGAGCAACGUGAAGUCUGUCACGACCGACUUGAUGGCCUGGAGUGGCGAUAUUUUAGGUUUGCAGGUUCUGCCUGGCAUGCUCAUACUGUUUCAGGGAACAAAGAAUCCGCAACUCGCAAUAGUACUCAUCGGAAGUGCCAUCCGUCUUGCACAAAGCAUGGGACUUCCUUCUGCCAGAGCAUCCGACGAUCCUGAUGAAGCAGCACAACGUCACCGAGAUCUUGCCUUUCGCACCAAAGCGCCCUACACCCAAUUCGAUGCCGAAACCGAUCUUGAACUUCCGGAUCAGCGUGUAGAUGACGACACUGGAAUACUAGAGUCACGCACAGGGACGAUUAGGUUCAACUACUUGCGUGUUCGGUCCGAGUUGGCAAUAAUUCAAGGCAAAGUGCACAACUUCCUCUACAGCAGGACAGCUCAACGACUGUCCCAAGAGCAACGGGCAGAGACCAAGGACCGUGUCGAACAAAUUGCUCGCCAACUGGCGCAGCGCGUUACCACUGGAGCUCCUACGAUCAGACAAACUGUUCCAAGAUUUCUCGACAAUCUCAGUUCACCUUGUGAUGAACAUGUAUAA
Messenger RNA from Fusarium verticillioides 7600, 621 nucleotides. RefSeq lists its product as hypothetical. The record is from RefSeq and is a predicted model, not a curated record. Bases 1 to 621 code for a protein of 206 amino acids. The transcript is spliced from 2 exons. Lineage: Eukaryota; Fungi; Ascomycota; Sordariomycetes; Hypocreales; Nectriaceae.